Messenger RNA from Seriola aureovittata, 1271 nucleotides. It is a transcript of the gene snx3, whose product is annotated as sorting nexin 3. The record is from RefSeq and is a predicted model, not a curated record. NCBI's taxonomy places the organism in Eukaryota, Metazoa, Chordata, Actinopteri, Carangiformes, Carangidae. Gene Ontology annotation, cellular component: retromer complex; early endosome membrane. The coding region runs from base 32 to 520 and encodes 162 amino acids. The transcript has 4 exons. Gene Ontology annotation, biological process: endocytic recycling; late endosome to Golgi transport. Gene Ontology annotation, molecular function: phosphatidylinositol-3-phosphate binding.
UAUCCCUAGCUGCUAGAAGGACAGGGGAGAAAUGGCUGAUACCAUAGCUGAUACAAGAAGGCUCUUCACUAAGCCUCAGAACUUAAAUGACGCUUAUGGACCCCCGAGUAAUUUUCUAGAGAUUGAUGUGAGCAACCCUGAGACCGUCGGGGUUGGCAGGGGCAGAUACACCACGUAUGAAGUCAGACUGAAGACCAACCUGCCCAUCUUCAAGCUGAAGGAGUCUAGUGUUCGGAGGCGGUACAGCGACUUUGAGUGGCUCAGAGCGGAGCUGGAGAGGGAGAGCAAGGUGGUCGUCCCCCCUCUCCCAGGAAAAGCUCUUAUCCGGCAGCUUCCGUUUCGAGGGGAUGAUGGGAUAUUUGAUGACUCUUUCAUUGAGGAGCGGAGACAGGGUCUGGAGCAGUUUCUCAACAAAGUGGCCGGUCACCCCCUAGCCCAGAACGAACGAUGCCUGCACAUGUUUCUACAGGAUGAGUCUGUGGACAAGAGCUACACCCCUUCCAAAGUCAGACAAGCCUGAAAAGAAAAGAUGGCUCUGCUUGGCCUGGUCCGGCUCGACCCUGCUCAGCCCAGCUUGGCUCGACAACCCAAAGCUCUCUUCACUGCUCCAGGUUUCACUCAGACAAUAAACAUUUCAAUGACAACUUCUCCUCCUCGCGCCCCCCCCCACCCCCCACCCCCCCCAAAAAAAUCGUUCACUGCCUCUUUUAGUUUAAUUAGUGACCCUGAUCGGUGUUCGUUUUCACCUUCUAAUUGGAGUCAAGAAUGUUCGACACAUAACUGUGGUUCAAAGUAAUUUAUAGUAAUUUCUCUUUAUGUCUGGAAAUGCCACUAACAUGGAUAUAUUAUGUAUUUAUCAUUUAGCUAUGUCUGAAUAUAUUCAUUUCUAUAGUAACAUUGAAUGAGCGUUCUAUGUAUGCAGAGCUCUUGUAAGACCCACAGCAUUUCCACUCAUAUAUAUCUAAUACUGGCAUGUUGCUCACCGUAACUAGCAACUAAACAGACACACACACACACACACACACACACACACACUUGAUGGGCCUUGACUUUCAAAUCACACUUAGUUGAUCCUCUCUUCAAAAGGAAGCACGUGUGUGUAUAUCAACCAGCACCUGCCCAAUUAUCACAAUGAUUUUCUAGCAAGAAAGAAGUAAUUUACACAGAGGGAACUGCAGUAUUUCUACAGGCUAUAUGCAUUUUGAGAUUUGUAUACUGCUGUGCCAUUUUUGUUUAUUUUGAAGAUUUUCCAAUAAAAUAGGUGAAAUGUC